This is a messenger RNA of Guillardia theta CCMP2712, 1008 nucleotides long. RefSeq lists its product as hypothetical. The transcript has a single exon. Lineage: Eukaryota; Cryptophyceae; Pyrenomonadales; Geminigeraceae. The record is from RefSeq and is a predicted model, not a curated record. Bases 1 to 1008 code for a protein of 335 amino acids.
AUGAACGAGGUUGAGCAGCACAUCGGACAGAGAUGUAUCAAGGUUCAGGAUGAUGUGAAUUUUCAACUUUGUCUGAUCAUCCUUGACAUCCAUCCCAAUGCCUUGAAGAUCAUUCGCUCCCUCGAUGAAGUGAAAGAACUGAUUCAUUCGAGAAAACGGCAGCAGUUGAUGAUAUGCAACUUUGAAAUAAGUUGGGAUAGUCUCCCAGCGGUGGAGGAGGACAGGGUCCACUACGAUUCCAUCAAAUCAUCCAGCGAAUAUCUGCAGAGAAUGAUUAGCGAUGCUGCAACAAAGCUGAAUGGGUUUCUCAACGUAGAAAAUUCAAAAUUCUCUGAAUGGUAUCGCCGACAUUUCAACGAGUCCGCGGAGAAGGUUGAAAUCGAGAUGCGAAACUUCUACAAGAACAAGUACAGGCUACAAAGGUCCAUGAGAUGCCUGGUGCGGAAGUAUGCCUUGUCAAGGUCGAACCUGGAGACAAACCAAACUUCUCUUCUGAGUGGGGCAGACAAGUUGUCUGCAGCAAAGAAUGUGUUGGAGGAACAACAGGGAGAGCAAAGCAUGUUCAAAGAUCGUUGUGCAAUCAAAAGAUCGGCAGAAAAGAGCAAGUCGCAACAGAUCCCUUCUGCAGGAGCAAAGGCUUGCGCUGUCGGUCAGCAAGGAGAGGCUGAAAGGAGAGGGAGAGGGCCCCCGCCCUCGGGCCGCCGAGCAUCCAAGCUGGACGCAAGGGAGUUUGCAACCUUUGAAGAGACGCAGAGACUGUUCCUGCAGGUGCUGAAGCUGAGCGAGGAGUCUGGAGUGUCGAUCCGCAACAAGAGGCAGUUCUACAGCAAAAACUACAAGGACAAGUUCUUUUCCUUCUUGCGGGACAAAUUGGGAAAGAAGGCCUCUCAAGCCCAGCAACUCCUCGGACCUACAGAUUGCUCCACGAGGCUGCCUGGCGAUCCCUGCAAGGAGUGGCCCAAGCACUGGAGCUAUAAGUGGAGACCCUGCCAGAGCUCAGUGCCGUGA